GGCUUUCAUCAGUCACAUCUCGCAGUGGGAGGGGGGACUGAAGCGGCUGCCUCGGAGCUCUUCGGUAACGGAGACAGUAGACGGCACUGACUCACACCGAGGAUCCACAUCACCCAGCACAUUUUAGACUCCACCUGACCUGCACCCUGACAGGAUGAAGAUGGUGAAGACAUAGCCUGAAGGAACUUUCCUCUGCUGUGCGGGCAGUCUUCAAUCCGCGCUGCUUGACAGCACAUUUCUCUUAAAUUGGGGUUUUGAACUAAAGUAAGAAUGCAUGCUGAUCAUAGACAGCGGACGGCGAUGAACUGAAAUAUCACUAAAACACAUCUGAGUGUGUUAGAACGGGACGAGGUGUUUUCACUCACGAGAAAACUUCCUUUCUGUCAGUGGCGGAGAUUCUUUUUUUUUAGCCUCAGCUUUGUCCAAAAUCACCCGACCCCCUUUUUCCUCCUUCACCUCCUCCACCUCCUCCAACCAUCUCCACUUGAGAAAACAGCCACCGAGAAGACGAGACUCCAGACUGCCUGCCUGUCUGCCUGCCUGCCUGUCUGUCUGUCUGUCGGUCAAAGGGAAUCAAAAUAACAUUUUAAGGAUCGGAUCCUCACAAGGAUGCUACUCCCGCACAGACACUAGACGGUCCAAACAGCCGCUGCCAACAUGUUUAGGCGAGGUUAUGGUGGGGUGGAGUUACUUUUGGUGCUGUGUGGCCUGGAUCUCUCUCUGCCCUGCCCUCGCCACUGCAUCUGCUACACUUCCCCCAGCACCGUGUCCUGCCAGGCCCACAACUUCCAUGCCGUGCCCGAGGGCAUCCCCGCUCAGAGCGAGCGUGUUUUCCUGCAGAACAACAAGAUCCAGCGGCUGCUUCGUGGCCACUUCUCUCCCACCACCACCAUGUUGUGGCUUUACUCCAACAAUAUCUCCUACAUACAACCGUCCACCUUCCACGGCUUUGAUCGCCUGGAGGAACUCGACCUUGGGGACAACAAGCACCUGAAGGCCAUCGCUUCAGACACCUUUCUUGGUCUGGGUAGGCUACAUGCCCUGCACCUAUACCACUGUGGCCUGAUCACCCUGCCUCCAGGGAUCUUUGCAGGUCUCCAUAAUCUUCAGUAUCUCUACCUACAGGACAACCAGUUAGAGUUCCUGGAAGACGAUCUGUUCAUUGACCUGCUGAACCUCAGUCAUCUCUUCCUGCAUGGCAACAAACUAUGGAGCCUUCGCCAGAACACUUUCCGUGGUCUUGGUGUCUUGGACCGCCUGCUUCUCCACCAGAACCGGAUCCAGUGGGUUGACCGCCAGGCUUUCCACGACCUGCGGCGCCUCACCACUCUUUAUCUGUUUAAUAACUCGCUGACUGAGCUAUCUGGUGGCAGCUUGACUCUACUGCCCGCCCUGGAGUACCUACGACUUAACGACAACCCCUGGGAGUGCGAUUGCAAGGCCCUGUCACUUUGGGAUUGGCUACGGAGGUUCAGAGGCUCCACCUCCUCACUAAAUUGUGUUUCACCACCAGAGCUGGCAGGGAAGGACCUGAAAACGGUGAAGAAAGAGGAGCUUCCCAGUUGCUUGUCAGGCGAGGGUCAUGCACGUGGUGGCCCAGGUAGGGAAAUGGAGCAAGGAGAAUCUUUGAACCAUCUGAACGGUCACAGAAAUAAUAACAACCACUACUUGCCCCACGGAGACCAGUACAGCCUGCCUUCACCCUCAACCCUGCCACGGCCACCUAAGGGAAGCCGCAGAAACUGUACCCGCCGCAAGGGAAAGGGGGCGCUCAAUGAGGUGCAGGUACUACAGGAGGAGGGUAAGAAAGACUAUACUCCAGAUGAAGGUAAAUAUGACCUUUCUGGAACCACAAGGAGGAAGAACAAGUGCAUCCCUAGAACUUCUGUCGGCCCACCAAGUGGGGUCCAAAGAGCCAAUAACAAAGCAGAGUCACACCUUGCAGAUUAUAUUUUCUGUUUACCAUCAGCUCUGCUACUGUCACUCAUCUCAGUGAUCCUAUGCUGAGACGGGAAACUCUUUUGUGCUGGUGAUGCAACCUUAUGAUUCGUUCAUCUGAACCACCCGGCCUUGGCUCUUAAAAUGAGGCAUGUGUGCAUAACCAUGUGUGUACAUGACUGUGUAUAAAGAACAUUAUCAAAUAUCUACUGGCAAAGUAUCCCUGCGGUAUUAAGGCAGGAAUCUUUACGAAUCAUAAUAAAAACAUGGAAGUCAGGGAAAACUAUUAAGCCCAUAGCUUUGAUGAUGUCACCAAGGGAAACGACAGGAAAUCUUUACAUUUGUCUCUGUGGCAUCGAUCGCUUCACUGAAUUUAUGUACUUAUGAAAAAAAAACAGGCCACAGUGAUUUAUUGAAAUAAUCGCGCAAAGAAGGCACAAUAAGGAUCAAAACAGUUCAAGGCUCAGUCUGUAUGUUUUGCCCGUUUGACACAUUAGUGCUCUCUUGGCGCGCCCUCCAUCUGUCACUCAUGUUGAGACAAAGGCACAGUCGUUCAUAACUGUCACACUCUUCACUCAGCAGCACCUUAAGAUCCAGAAUACUUACUGAAAGUACUGCAGACACACUUGGCAGUACAAUGAGUCAUUGUUUGAGCAGUAAUAACUAUAAUCCCUAUACAUUCACUAAUAAAGCGGUUUUACUCACAUGUCAAGGUGAAUCCACUUUAAAGAACAUCUUAUCCUUGGCACUUUGUCUAAACUAAAAAAAGCUCUACUAGAGUUGUGACACAUCAGUAACUCAAACUAGUCCUGUUAAAAGGCCUGUGUUUGUCCUUGUCCUUGCAUCCCAUCAAUUUAAAAGCCAUUCAGAGCUAACCUAUCAACCUGUCAAAGAGUCAACCGGUCACAGUCAGAGUAACUGAGCAAAUGAGUGAAUGUGUGAAGAUUUUUGUGUUACUGUUUGUACAAGUGUGUUUCCAUGAAUGCAACCCCACCAAAGCCAUGCGGGUAGAACAACACUAGCAAGAGUACAAGAUAGCAAGAGUGCCUAACGAGAGCCAGUGGCGGAUGAGGACAAACCGUGGAGAUAAGGGAUGGUUUCAUUCACUCUUCAACCCCACUGGCUACAAAAUAGAGGCCUCAAUGAGCCUGAAAGGUCACCUCAUGCAGGCCAAGGAAAAGCUGAGGCCCCGAGCCUCGCUCGCAAACCUUCUGACUCCCAGAAACUGUUGUGCACUUUCCUCUGAAAUGCUGUGGAGGAUAAUGGCAAAAAAAUAUAUCCUUCAAGCGGAGAUGAUGCUUAGUCACAGAAGAGUUUCAGAUGCUAAAAAAAAGGCCCUAUAAUCAGGGAGGAGUACCGAUGACCACAACACUGCAAUACAUCUCCUGCAAUGGUAUAAUCGAUAGCUGACACUGGAAAACAAAAGCAGUUCAGCAUCUGUGAUGAUCAUCGCAGAGCAAAGGGACUGACAGACUGCUACUGAAUUUCUUUCUAUGUCCUCUCUGGUGUAUUUAGUGUGCUCCAAAUCAGUUGGACAAUCUUGAAGCUGUGGAGCCCUUGGAGUAGGAUUUUAAUGCUGCUACGUCCGAGAAGAGCCCUUUCAGAGGCUUGUGAUUCUUCUUCAGGAAAUAACAAGGACAAAGAGGACUACGGGACAUGCUGCCCUGUAUGAACUGAAGCGGUUCAAGCACGCACACGCCCCUAAUAAAGCCCGAUCACCUUCACAGCCUUCCUGUCUCACUGCAAACUAACCCCUGUCAGUCCAGGGCUUUGAAAUCCCAGAGAAGAGCACCGGAGAUACUGAACUAUUCCAGAGUCAUUUACCCAAAGUGUCAAGUGCUCGAUUUUCCAUAAGUGAAACCUGUACAGACACACACACACGGGCCGUCCGGGUACCUUAACUAGCCAGUAAUGCUACAAGUCUCUUUAGCGUUACACAGUUAUGAAUUCUAUUUACACAGGUGCUGUCCUUGUAUGCAGAGGACGACCUGAAACGCUGACAAAAAGCACAAAAAAUUUAUCAGUUUGGUUUUCUGGACCUGUUUUCUGGAUCAGUGCGUGGUUUGGUUUGGGUGGGAAUCUGACAGCAGGGGUCAUGUUUGUACCCCCUGCCUGUGCAGUUUUCCUGCCGAGCCUUCCAGCCUUUUCAUGUCUAUCUAUCUUAAAUGUUGGGGACGAACAGAAGCCUGACACCGGUGUCAUUCUCCUGACAUGUAGGAUUAGAGACCCCCUACUGGUGAACUUGUUUGUGCUGCUGUGAACCCAGAGGUGAUGUAAAUCGUGUCUGUUUAUUCCUGUGAGGAUGACGUUUUGUAAAAAAAAAAUUUAAAAAAAUGAAAAGAAUGAAAAAAGAAAGACAAAGAAAAGAAAAGAUGGAAAAAAGGAGAAACUCUCCAUUGUGUCUCAGUAGUUCCCUAAAAAAUAAAACAGGGAGCUGGAGGCUGGAACUUGAUUUUUUAUUCAAUAUGAUUAUUAUCAUUAUCAGUUAUUUUUCAGUAAUGUCUAUUUUUGUUUUGCUGACUCAUUUAAGAUAAAGAGUACACUGCACUGCCCUCCUCUUCCUCCUCCUCUAUUCUUUUCUGUCCCCCUAUUCAUCCACCCAUCCUUCCGCUCCCCUCCACGUCUGUCUGCUUCUUCUCUCCCUCCACCUCCCCUGCUCCUUUCUCUUCCACCCUCGUUGCUCCCUUCCUCCCCUCCUAUCCCCCUAUUCUUCCCCCUCUCCUCUCUCCUCUCUCUUCAUUUGUACAACCCAGAUGUUUUGUAUGUGGUUAUCGAACAAUGCCAGACUCAAAAGCUGUUUAUAAAUAACAUUAAACAGGAAGUGUUCUCAAAUGGC
Molecule: messenger RNA, 4774 nt
Organism: Larimichthys crocea (large yellow croaker)
Lineage: Eukaryota; Metazoa; Chordata; Actinopteri; Sciaenidae
Gene: rtn4rl1a
Product: reticulon 4 receptor-like 1a
Exons: 3
Coding region: 658-2007 (449 amino acids)
Cellular component (GO): plasma membrane
Molecular function (GO): protein binding
Source: RefSeq, a predicted model, not a curated record